UUUAAAUCAAUCGUUUUUAUUAUGACUAACAACCCCUCAAAAGACGUACUUGCUACUCGUGAAAAUAUUGAAUUAUUAUUACAACAUGACACCAAAGUAAAAGUGGCUGUAGUUGAUACUGAUGGUUUAUUACGUGGCAAAGUAAUGCACAAGAACAAGUUUUUACAAAUUGUCGAUGAUGGUUUUGGUUUUUGUUCAGUAGUAUUUGGUUGGGAUAUUUUGGAUAAAUUAUAUUCAACUAAAGUAGAAUUUGGUGGUGAUGAUUGUCAAUAUCCUGAUCUACUUGCUAAAGUGGAUUUAACUAGUUAUCGUCGUAUUCCUUGGGAAAACAAUAUUCCAUUUUUUUUACUCUAUUUGGUUCAUCCUACUACUAAUCAACCUUUAUAUUGUUGUCCUCGGACCUGUUUGAAACAAGUGGUAGAUGAUUUCAAAGAAAUUGGUUAUACUGCUUUAUCUGGUGUAGAAUUUGAAUUCUUUUGCUUCAAAGAAACCGCGUCUUCGGUGGUUGAAAAAGGUCAUACCAAUUUGUUACCUUUAACAGUGGGUAUGUGUGGUUACUCUUUAUUACGACCUUCUCAAAAUCAAGAUUUUUACUAUAAUGCUUUUGAUUGGCUUAAGGAUUUCAAUGUUGAUAUGGAAAGUUGGCAUACUGAAACCGGUCCUGGUGUUUUUGAAGCUGCUAUUGCUUAUACUGAAGCUAAAGAAGCUGGGGAUCGUGCUACUCUCUUCAAGACAGCUAUGAAACAAAUUGCUUUGAAACAUGGUUUUAUGGCUUCCUUUAUGGCAAAACCCUAUGAAUCCAUGCCUGGUUGUUCUGGUCAUAUGCAUUUCAGUCUUAAAAACAAGGAUGGCAAGAAUGCUUUCGCUAUUUGGAACAAGGAUGAUGAAAGUCAUAUUCCUAAUAUGAGUAUCACUAUGGUACAUUUCUUGGCUGGUGUUCUUCAUGGUUUACCUAGUAUAUUGGCCAUCUUGGCUCCUACUAUCAAUAGUUACAAACGUCUUGUUGAAAAUUAUUGGGCUCCAGUGACUGUAUCUUGGGGAAUAGAAAAUCGUUUAGGUGCUGUUCGAGUCAUUGCUCCACCUACUUCAUCCAAAAAUGCUGCUCGACUUGAAAUGCGAGUUGGAGGAGCAGAUAUCAAUCCUCAUCUUGCUAUGGCGGCCGUAUUAAAAUGUGGUUAUUGGGGUAUCAAAACUAAACAAGAACUUCCUGUUGAGGCCAUGGCUGGAUCCUAUCAACCUCAAGGUCAACGUUUAGCACGUACUUUACAAGAAGCAGUGGUGGCAAUGGAAGCAGAAAACUCGGUGGCUCGUACCGUUCUUGGUGAUGAAUUUGUUAAUCAUUAUACAAAGACAAGACAACAUGAAUGGAACUUGUGGCAAAAUGCUGUGACUGAUUUUGAACGUCGUCGUUAUAUGGAAUUAGUAUAGAAUUUUUUUUUAUAUACUUUAGUUAUAGAAAUAAUAAUAAUAAAAUAACAACUAUAUGCGUUUUAUGUAUAAUG
This is a messenger RNA of Halteromyces radiatus, 1502 nucleotides long. RefSeq lists its product as uncharacterized. Lineage: Eukaryota; Fungi; Mucoromycota; Mucoromycetes; Mucorales; Cunninghamellaceae. Gene Ontology annotation, molecular function: glutamine synthetase activity. The transcript is spliced from 5 exons. The record is from RefSeq and is a predicted model, not a curated record. Bases 22 to 1428 code for a protein of 468 amino acids.